AUUCAAGAAACAGAAAAUCGUAUACUGUAUUUGAUUUGUCCUCAGAAUCGUCCCAUUUUAGUCUCAAUCCUGUAGAGAUAAGAAAUGAGAAGGAAAGAGUCAUUGUUUUCCUCUGCAUCUGUUCUGUUUCUUCAGUUUCUGUUUCUCUCCUUUGUUACAGUUCGAGGAAGAAGUGACCCAAUAUCAUGUUCUUCUUCAUGCGGAAAUUUGACAAAUAUCAGAAACCCUUUUCGCCUGGAGGGUGAUCCACCGGGCUUGGCGAUCCUGAGUACCAAUUUUCUUGCGAGAACGGCGAAACCAUCUUAAAUUUUCAUUCUGGAAGGUACUUCGUGAGGAGAAUUAACUACGAGGAACGCAUAUUUCGUGUCGUUGAUGUUAACUUAGCCAGAGGUAGCUGCAAUCUGCCAAACCGGUCUCUGUCCAUGGAAGAGGUGAUCGGAGGCGGCCGGUACAGUGGAGUACUAACAUACAAUCAUAUCAAUUUCCUGAGAUGCCCGGAGAAUCUCACCGACCCGGCUUAUACCAGAGUGCCCUGUUUGAGUGGGAAUGCAAACCAUGUGUUUGCUAAUAUUAGUGACCACGUUUUAUAUCCUCAUCAACUUCCGGAGUCAUGCGUGAAGACUUCAGUUGUUCCUACAAUCUAUAAUGCUACGGAAAAGAACCUUUCCUACGAAGCCAUUUCGAGAAUGCAAGAGGAAGGUUUUGAUCUGGGAUGGUCAGUUGACUGUAGGGAUUGCAUGGCAGAUGGUGGUUACUGCCAGUUAAGAUCCCAGGAUAUUAAACGAUACACCUAUAAGUGUAGCCAUGGAGAUUACAUGCCUCGAUGGAAGAUAAUCUUGAUUUGGGUCGGAGUCAUUCUCAUAGGUGUCAUAGGGUUAAUUGUGGUAUUGGCUGUAAUUGGAUUGAUUCUUUGCAAGUGUAAAAGAAGAAGAAAGAAGAAUGAAAACAUGGAAGACAUUGCGCAUGGUCAUCAGCAAAACACAGCUGUCUAAAGAACUAAACUGUUCCCGGCCAAAGAAAAGGGACACUGUUUGCUGUUUGAAACACACACACUGACACACAAAAUAUAGAACCAGAAAACGGUUUUACAGGAGGAUUAUAUGCAGUUCGUUAUGUAAAAUUACUUAAAUGUUUUUAAAAAAAUAAUAUAAAACAGAUUUUAAA
Molecule: messenger RNA, 1164 nt
Organism: Rubroshorea leprosula
Lineage: Eukaryota; Viridiplantae; Streptophyta; Magnoliopsida; Malvales; Dipterocarpaceae
Source: the annotation of a GenBank genome assembly